Messenger RNA from Exserohilum turcica Et28A, 1492 nucleotides. RefSeq lists its product as uncharacterized. The record is from RefSeq and is a predicted model, not a curated record. Gene Ontology annotation, cellular component: PCNA complex. Gene Ontology annotation, molecular function: DNA polymerase processivity factor activity; DNA binding. The transcript is spliced from 6 exons. The coding region runs from base 199 to 1236 and encodes 345 amino acids. Lineage: Eukaryota; Fungi; Ascomycota; Dothideomycetes; Pleosporales; Pleosporaceae. Gene Ontology annotation, biological process: regulation of DNA replication; mismatch repair; leading strand elongation.
GUAGCCUUUGUCGCAUCGUUGUCGCCCACUCGCACAACUUUCUUCGGCUUUCGGAUUCUUUCGGCCGAACACACACUCACAGCUGCGUCUCGUCCGUCCGUGUAGGGUGUGUACGUCCGUAACAUUUCGGACCAGACCACAUUGUUGAGCCCGUCCGUCCGGUUUAUUGAGGGCCACCGCACACCACCUGUCGUUGCCAUGGCUGCCGAUGCGCUGACUGAGGAGCGCGAACUCGCUAUUCAUCCCAUUGUGGCGACUAGCGUUCAGCACAACACUCAGGUCGUCUCCAACAUUCGCAGUCUGACCGCAUCGCUCUUCGGCGUCGCCGCUGGCACACUGGGCCUCGAGUCAUACGCCGGCUUCGUCUUCUACCUACUUGCAUCGCUAGUCGUCUCGGCGCUGCUGUUUGCGCUCAAGACGGAGGGGAAGCCCAGCGUCUACUUUUACCGUCCGCUAGUGCUUGAGGCACGCUUAGAACAGGCAAACACCUUGAAGAAGGUUGUCGAUGCCAUCAAGGAUCUCGUCCAAGACUGCAACUUCGACUGCAAUGACAUGGGCAUUGCCCUGCAGGCCAUGGACAACUCCCACGUCGCCCUCGUGUCCAUGAUGCUCAAGUCGGAAGCCUUUUCGCCCUUCCGCUGCGACCGCAACAUUGCCCUCGGUAUCAACCUUGGCUCCCUCACAAAGGUGCUUCGCGCGGCUGGAAACGAAGACAUCCUCACCAUCAAGGCCGAAGACGCCCCCGAUGUCGUCAACCUCGUCUUUGAGACAAAGAGCAGCUCGCGAAUCAGCGAGUACGACAUCAAGCUCAUGGACAUUGACCAGGAGCAUCUGGGUAUCCCCGAGACGGACUACUCGGCCACCAUUACCAUGCCAGCUGUCGAGUUCCAGCGCAUCUGCAGAGAUUUGGGCGCAUUGUCAGAGUCGGUCUCAAUCGAGGUUUCAAAAGACGGCGUCAAGUUUGCCUGCUCGGGCGACAUUGGCUCGGGCUCGGUCAUCCUCAAGCAAAACCCCAGCAUAGACAAGGAAUCCGAGGCUGUCACAAUCGACAUGACGGAGCCUGUUGCGCUUACCUUUUCGCUCAAGUACCUGACCAACUUCUGCAAGGCCAGCGGUCUCUCCGAUUCGGUCAAGCUCUGCCUAUCCAGCGAAGUCCCUCUGCUUGUCGAGUACAGCCUGCAGGACCAAAGCUACCUUCGAUUCUACCUCGCUCCCAAGAUUGGCGACGAGGAAUAAGCGGACCACGAUUUCAUUGACACACGAGCGGCAUGUUUUCAGGAUAGAUGUGGAGAAUCUCUGGUGUAAUGACUUUUGCAUGCGUCGAGCGUCUGUUAGCUUCAUGAUUUUGGCGUGUCACAUUCGCGAGAACGGCCAUUUCUAAUUGGUCUUCUGCGCCUCGGUCACAAAGGAAGGUUAAGUACCGCCCCACCAUUGGAUGUGCGUCAUAUCCCGCGGAAUUUCAGAUAGGGAAAUCAACAGUACAUCAACAACA